GGAGCUCACCACCGCUAUUUCUCCUCGGCACUUCUACUUUUUUAAUAAUAGAAACGUUGUUAUAACCUUCGUCUGGUGUGUGAUAGCAUCUAGGACUAAGCCCGGUCGGUUGUCAUCUGGUGUGUUGAAUACCUCGGUAUUUAGCAAGUUUCAUCUUGACUGGCCGACAAGCAUCUAGAUACUAUUAUCGGCUUGAAACUUCAUCCCAAGGCCUCCGAGGAAUUAAGCAUAUGUUAUGAUCUCACGGUGUUCCCCACAAAAAUAAAUGACGUUCCUGGUUGUCGGGUUCAACUUUGAAGAUAUAAAGUCAAGAUGAUUUCCUUUCAACGCAAUUUCUCUCAUCACUGAUCAUCGUCUAUACAUUCUUUCACUGAUAUCUUCACUAAUCCUUCUAUUCUCAUUCGACUACUCAUUAUUCAUUGUACAAAAUAUCAAUACAUCAAUUUCAAAAUGAAGACCUCAGCUCAACAACUCUUGUCCGCUCUCCUCCUUCCUCUCUCCGUCUUAGCCGCUCCAACAGGUUCCAUUGAAGCUAGAGCAUGCUCAGAUGUGACGGUCAUCUUUGCCCGUGGAACGACUGAGACUGGAACUCUCGGUACUGUAGUCGGACCACCCUUCCUCGCCGCUCUCAAAUCUGCUCUUGGGUCAUCUUCAGUCACCAUGAAUGGUGUCGACUACCCAGCAGAUGUUCCAGGAUUUUUGCAAGGAGGCGAUCCUGCUGGCAGUCAGACUAUGGCCACAAUGGUCACAUCAACCUUAUCCAGCUGCCCAGACACAAAACUCGUCAUCUCUGGCUACUCCCAAGGUGGCCAACUCGUACAUAACGCCGCCAAACUUUUACCAGCCGAAACAACAGCUAAAAUCAGCUCUGCCGUUAUCUUCGGUGACCCAGACAAUGGAGAUCCAGUCCAAGGUGUCUCAGCCGAUAGAACAGAUAUCAUUUGUCACGCUGGAGAUAACAUCUGUCAAGGCGGAAGCUUGAUCUUACUGGCUCAUCUGACUUAUGGAAUGGAUACGACGGCAGCAGCGGCAUUUGUUAAGAAAGCAGCCGGAUUGUAGGGCGGAUGAGUAUCCGCAGUGCGGAUUGGAUUGGAUGGAGUUACUUGGAAUGAUAUGAUACGACAUGGGCAGCCCUUCAUUCUCGAAAUUGGGCAUGGAGUUUUUACGUUUCUGGCAGUAAAGGCUUUUCUGGUACAUUUUACUUCUUUUCUCCCUACUGGAACUUUCCUGGCUCUUCUUUUCCUGUUAGGCAAACAGCACUUCAAUUGGGAUGAGCUAUCUCGACUGUAGAGAUUCUCGUCAGACGGUAUUGGAUUGGCUAGGCCAGUAGGGGGUUUACUUAUAUUUCGCUUCCUUGCUUGCAGGUCAGCAUUUUUAUUUUACACACAUCAAAUAUCAAAUAUCAAAAGGCUGGUUCGAGAAUGGUUUAUAAUCUGAAUUGACAUUCUCUGCGAAUCGUUUAUGACUUGUGAUUUGA
Botrytis cinerea B05.10 is the source of this 1477-nucleotide messenger RNA. RefSeq names its product BccutA (gene BccutA). Gene Ontology annotation, molecular function: cutinase activity. The record is from RefSeq and is a predicted model, not a curated record. Gene Ontology annotation, cellular component: extracellular region. The transcript has 3 exons. NCBI's taxonomy places the organism in Eukaryota, Fungi, Ascomycota, Leotiomycetes, Helotiales, Sclerotiniaceae. Gene Ontology annotation, biological process: carbohydrate catabolic process. The coding region runs from base 451 to 1059 and encodes 202 amino acids.